Messenger RNA from Cloeon dipterum, 2493 nucleotides. RefSeq names its product shaking B (gene shakB). Gene Ontology annotation, molecular function: gap junction channel activity. NCBI's taxonomy places the organism in Eukaryota, Metazoa, Arthropoda, Insecta, Ephemeroptera, Baetidae. The record is from RefSeq and is a predicted model, not a curated record. Gene Ontology annotation, cellular component: gap junction; plasma membrane. Bases 520 to 1716 code for a protein of 398 amino acids. The transcript has 7 exons.
CGGCCGCCAACAAUGGGCAAGGAAGAGGACAAGGAGAAGAAGAAGAAGCGCAUCCCGCGGGGGCGCAGGAACAGGGAGCCCAGAGAUCGGCUGGUUAAGGAGAAAGAGUUGAACGAUGAAGAAGACCAGCUCGCACCACCGGCACUAUUCGCACCUACACACCGCAAGAUGUUCGUUACUAAUUUGCUUGCUGAAUUUCUCAAUGUCCCAUGUCCCGCGACUCGAACCACAAUGAAAGAAAGAAAAUGAAAAAAGAUACCGCAGUCGAAAAACAAACUGAGAAAGAAUCAUGAAUGGAUUUUGGUAAUGAGAUGAUGAUGAUGAUGAUGAUGCCAGCUUUGUAUCAAUGGCGGUGAUUUUUGGGCAGACGAAUAAGCGCUUUUUUGCUCAACGAGCCGUUUUUGCAAUCAGCACCGAGCUAUCGAGAAUGUUUUUGCACAAAAUUGACAAAAGCAGGAGCUUACACACCAAAACACCAUCAGGAAAGAUGAUGAAUCACUUGAUAUAUGUUUGCAGAACAUGCUCGAGCUUUUCCGCACCAUCCACGGGCUCACCAAGGCGAGCAGGGCGCACACGUGUAACUGGGUGUUCAGUCUGCACUGCCGGGCGACACCCGCGUUCUUGCUGGCCGCGUGCCUCGCGGUCACCACCCGCCAGUACGUCGGCAACCCCAUCGAGUGCCUGCACACAAAGGACAUCCCACCAGAUGUGUUCAACACUUACUGCUGGAUACACUCCACCUACAGCAUUCCAUCCGCCCUGAGAAAGAAAGUCGGCGUGGAGGUGCCGUACCCGGGCAUCGACAACACGCAGUUCUCGGGGCCGUUCCCGCCGCCCAGAUCGCUGAUCCGGCAGCACAAAUACUACCAGUGGGUCAGCUUCUUCUUGUUCUUUCAGGCGAUCCUUUUCUAUGCGCCAAGAUGGUUGUGGAAAAGCUGGGAAGGCGGCAAGAUACAUGCGUUGAUGAUGGACCUCGACGUGGGGAUAUGCUCCGAGGUGGAGAAGAAACAGAAGAAGAAGUUGUUACUUGACUACCUUUGGGAUAAUCUCAAGAAUCACAACUGGUGGGCAUAUAGGUACUACCUAUGCGAACUACUAGCCUUGCUCAACGUUGUAGGUCAAAUGUUCCUAAUGAACAAAUUCUUCGACGGUGCUUUCCUGACGUUCGGUUUUGAUGUGAUCGCCUUCUUGGACCGCGACCAAGAGGACAGAAUCGACCCGAUGAUAUUCAUCUUCCCGCGAAUGACCAAGUGUACAUUUCACAAGUUCGGCACGUCGGGCGAGGUGGAGCGCCACGACGCGGUCUGCAUCCUGCCACUCAACGUGGUCAACGAAAAGAUCUACGUCUUCCUUUGGUUCUGGUUCCUCAUCCUCGGGGGCCUGACAGCGUUAGUCGUCUUGUACCGCUGCAUCGUGAUCGUCAGCCCGCGCAUGCGCGUGUACCUCCUGCGCCUCAGGUUUCGCCUCAUCAGGGGCGAAGUGCUGGACAUUUUGGUGCGAAAGUCCAAGUUGGGGGACUGGUUUCUGAUCUCAAUGCUUGGCGAGAACGUAGACUCGCUCAUCUUCCGAGAUGUAAUGCACGACCUGGCCGCCAAGCUGAGCGCGGCCAACUCCGGCGUCGGCCUAGGAGGCAGUCUCAGGGGUGAUGCUGGACAGUCUGGACAUCUGAUGCAUCACCAUGGAUCAACCAUAGGGAGAGAUCCGCUUGAUGUAUGACUUGGUGCCUUCCCACCACCCGUGCCUCCACGUUCGGGUAACAAGAAGAAGCAUUUGCAAGUGAAACUGGACUAUUUACUCAAGACUCGUGCCUUAAUCAACAACAACAACAACACCCAACACACGGUACACGUCAUGUUGCCGUGACCCAGCUGCCAAUGUAUAAUUAAUUAAUCGAUUAAUUACCACACACUGAUUGUUAACGAAAACGGUCAUUCUCAUCGUCGAGUGGAUGGACGGCCCCCGAUCCGACGAACCACGCGCUCAUCACCGACCCCACCCACCCCCUGCCCCGCCCCCUCACCCACCAAAAAGAAAGAAAGCCAAAUAAUAAUGUCGAUCGUUUCGUUCUGUGUACAUAGUUGUGUAAUUACUUUUUUCGAGCCCCCGACGCCCGCCCCCCUUCCAUCGAAUACAAAUGUACAGACUUGCUACUUUAUAUAUAAUAUUAAAUUAUAUUUCCAAGUUUCGAUGAGAGAGAAGAAGAAGAAGAAGAAGAAAUGCCAAACGAACUCGAUCCAACAUUAACGGACAUCCUUCUCAAUGUCAACCUGCACCGCCACGUUUCCGACUUGUAUAGCCAAUAGCGUUACGCGCGUCACGCCCACUCAGCACCCCCCCACCCCAUUAAAUAAUAAACUAAAUAUUCUUUGCCUUCCGACACACACACACACAUACACAAUUUCGGUCGAGAGCUGUGUCUUUUCUCCUAGCUCCCCAGCGAAUUUCGGCAAUAAAAUGUGAUAAACGCGCGGGUUGGCUUGAUGUUGGGUCAAA